Clarias gariepinus (North African catfish) is the source of this 2978-nucleotide messenger RNA. It is a transcript of the gene cdc5l, whose product is annotated as CDC5 cell division cycle 5-like (S. pombe). Gene Ontology annotation, cellular component: spliceosomal complex; Prp19 complex. The record is from RefSeq and is a predicted model, not a curated record. NCBI's taxonomy places the organism in Eukaryota, Metazoa, Chordata, Actinopteri, Siluriformes, Clariidae. The transcript has 16 exons. Gene Ontology annotation, biological process: regulation of transcription by RNA polymerase II; mRNA splicing, via spliceosome. Gene Ontology annotation, molecular function: DNA-binding transcription factor activity, RNA polymerase II-specific; RNA polymerase II transcription regulatory region sequence-specific DNA binding. The coding region runs from base 140 to 2548 and encodes 802 amino acids.
GGCAGCGCGUUGUAAACUGGUGCCGUGUUCGCAUGAUUUCUUUCCGAGAGGCAAAACGUAACAUAGUACUACAAAGUUUGUUCAGUUAUUUUUAUUUUUAUUGAUUUUCUAAGGACGUGUGUGAGAACUAACGCGCAAGAUGCCGCGAAUUAUGAUUAAAGGUGGCGUUUGGCGCAACACUGAGGAUGAGAUCCUUAAAGCAGCUGUGAUGAAAUAUGGCAAAAAUCAGUGGUCUCGUAUUGCCUCGCUGCUGCACAGAAAGUCGGCCAAACAGUGUAAAGCUAGAUGGUAUGAAUGGCUGGAUCCCAGCAUCAAGAAAACAGAAUGGUCACGUGAGGAAGAGGAAAAGCUCCUACAUUUGGCCAAACUGAUGCCCACCCAGUGGAGAACGAUAGCUCCCAUCAUUGGCAGAACUGCAGCACAGUGCCUGGAGCACUACGAGUAUCUUCUCGACAAAGCUGCUCAAAGAGACAAUGAAGAAGACACAACUGAUGAUCCUCGCAAGCUUAAGCCAGGGGAGAUUGAUCCAAACCCUGAAACCAAGCCAGCCAGGCCAGACCCUGUGGACAUGGAUGAAGAUGAGUUGGAGAUGUUGUCUGAGGCCAGAGCUCGUUUAGCAAAUACACAAGGAAAAAAGGCCAAGCGGAAAGCCAGGGAGAAGCAGUUAGAAGAGGCAAGGCGCUUGGCAGCCCUGCAAAAGCGCAGAGAGCUGCGUGCUGCAGGCAUAGAUAUCCAGAAGAAGCGUAAAAAAAAGCGAGGUGUAGACUACAAUGCAGAAAUUCCCUUUGAAAAAAAGCCUGCACCAGGUUUUUAUGAUACAUCUAUGGAGCAAUACGAUCCACUCGAGCCUGACUUCAAAAGACUUCGCCAGCAGCAUCUUGAUGGAGAGCUGCGAAAUGAGAAAGAAGAGCGUGAGCGUAAAAAGGAUAAACAGAAGAUCAAGAAGAAGAAGGAGUCUGAUCUCCCCUCUGCCAUCUUGCAGACUAGUGGGGUCUCCGAGUUCACUAAAAAAAGGAGCAAGCUAGUGCUGCCUGCACCUCAGAUAUCAGAUGCUGAACUGGAGGAGGUGGUGAAACUUGGCCAGGCCAGUGAAAUCGCUCGCCAAACUGCAGAAGAGUCUGGCAUCACAAACUCGGCUUCCAGCGCUCUGCUUUCUGAGUACAAUGUCACCAAUAACAGCAUGGCCUUGCGUACACCUCAGACUCCUGCAGCACAGGACAAGAUUCUACAGGAAGCCCAGAAUCUGAUGGCUCUCACUAAUGUGGACACUCCUCUGAAAGGUGGUCUAAACACACCUUUGCAUGAGAGUGACUUCUCUGGGGUCACUCCACAAAGGCAGGUGGUCCAGACCCCCAACACUGUGCUCUCUACACCUUUCAGAACCCCAAGUCAUGGAGCAGAAGGUUUGACCCCUCACAGUGGCAUGACUCCAAAACCCUCAAUCGGCGUGACCCCGGGUCGCACGCCGCUGCGAGACAAACUCAACAUCAAUACUGAAGAUGGUGUGGUGGAUUACACAGAUCCAGCUUAUGCCAAGCACCUGCAACGGGAGUCUCGAGAGCAGCUGAAGUUGGGGUUGUUGUCUCUUCCCCUGCCCAAGAAUGAUUUUGAAAUUGUGCUGCCUGAGAACGCUGAAAAGGAGAUGGAGGAACCAGAGGUGGAUGAGAGCUUUGUGGAGGACGCAUCUGACAUUGAGUUCCGUAAACAGGCAGCCAGAGAAGCUGAGCGAGAGAAAGAGCUGAAGCAGAGACACACAUCAGUGCAGAGAAAUUUACCCAGGCCCUCAGAGGUAAAUGAGACCAUUCUGAGGCCUCAGAAUGUAGAGCCUCCUCUCACAGAGCUGCAGCAGGCAGAGGAGCUCAUAAAGAAAGAGAUGAUCACCAUGAUCCACUAUGACAGUCUGCACCACCCAUACACAGAAGUCCUGGCUAAGAAAGCUAAAGGAGGUUCAGGUUCUACCAAUGCUGAUCACAUUGCCUACCUAGAGAAAUCACCUUAUGAAAAAGUGGCAGAGGAGGAACUCAAUAAGGCUAAAGAUCUACUUCGGCAAGAGAUGGAGGUGGUGAAGCAUGGCAUGGGUCAUGGUGAUCUUUCAAUUGAGGCCUAUAAUCAAGUUUGGGAAGAGUGUUAUAGCCAGGUGCUGUACCUGCCCGGACAGAAUCGAUACACCAGAGCCAAUCUGGCCAGCAAAAAGGACAGGAUUGAGUCCCUGGAAAAGAAACUGGAGGUGAACAGAGGACACAUGACAACAGAAGCCAAACGGGCAGCUAAGAUGGAGAAGAAGAUGAAGAUUCUUUUGGGGGGAUACCAGUCUCGGGCCAUGGGUCUGAUAAAGCAGCUCAGUGACCUGUGGGACCAGGUGGAGCAGGCCAACAUGGAGUUACACACCUUCCAGGAGCUGAAGAAGCAGGAGGACUAUGCCAUCCCACGCAGACAGGAGGCUUUGAGAGAAGAUGUGCAAAGGCAACAGGACAGAGAGAAGGAGCUUCAGCAGAGGUUUGCUGAUCUUCUCCUUGAGAAGGAAAGUUUGCUUUCAGAGAAGUUCUGAAUGUAAUAUUGGACUGUAAAACUCCACUUUGGCUGUAUCUGCACUGUAAUCUGUAAAAAAAAAAAAAAAAAAAAAAAAAAAAAGUACAGUUAAGGCUUUGGAGUGGUUUUACUUGUUCAGCAUUGUCGACAUACCAUGUUUGCUGCUGUACCUUUGGUUUUAGCAGCAGUCAUUUGGUUCCUUUCUCAUACUCAGAUGCAGUUUAGCUGGUCCUUGAGAUUUCAAGGAUGAUUCAUUUGUUGAGGUUUUUUUUUAAUUGUGAAAAUGUGACUUGACUUGUAAAUAAAAUGUCACACAGGAUGUUCUUUAUUCCAGAGUCAGGAUUUAGCAUAAUGAGGUCAUGAACCUUUUUAUUGCUCCGUCAUUGUGCAGGGAAUUGCAUAAGCUUUGAGAGUACUGGUUAUUUACGCAAUAAAUCAUUAGCCUCAAA